Messenger RNA from Doryrhamphus excisus (bluestripe pipefish), 1183 nucleotides. RefSeq lists its product as uncharacterized. The record is from RefSeq and is a predicted model, not a curated record. Lineage: Eukaryota; Metazoa; Chordata; Actinopteri; Syngnathiformes; Syngnathidae.
CUUAAAGUUACUGGCUGGGUCAUGUUGAAAGCCAUGGGUCGUUUUGCAUUAGACAUUUUGGUAAUCCCAAACAGGAUUAUUUUUCAUUUCCGCGGGAAAUUUAAGUAAUUUCAUUUCAAAGUUGGUGUUUUUCAUAAAGUUGGUGUGGAGCUGUGACGUCAUUUAGAGGAGGCGGAAGCUUUGCUGUAGUUUUGUGUUAGCUUGAGAAUGUGGUUUAGGUUGACUUCGGGGUCUGCAUCCCACUAGGCUACUAGUCUACGAAGGCCAGACGUUCAUAUGCUCUUCCUCCAGCUGCGAACCAGCCUUGUGAAUUCAAAUGGAAAGAUGAAUGCCCUCGAUGGAUUAGAAAUGUUCAUCCCAGAGGAGGCUCAAGUGAAGAGCAUAGCAAUUUGGAGUUUACCAUCCUCAAUGAUCAGAGCAAUCGGCCUCCCCACCAUGGACCCCAAAGGCAUAGACAGGAUUGCAGAUUCCCCACUAGGCAUAUGGAUUUGUCCGGCAGUCUUGCGAAGCAAAGACCAUGGAUCAGCACAACGAAAUGCAGCCUCACUUCUAACAGCUGAGUUUCAGCUUGCCCGGAGUCCUUUGAAAAUAGCCUUUGUCUCUUCUAGCGUGGAAGCUUAUAAUGUGUUGAAGGACAAUGCAUACGGGAAGGGUGCGACCCGUCCCCCUCAUACCGCCCUCUUGUCUCCAGAAGUGGCACUUCACAGCUCUGAGGAUUUUAUCAUCAUUUACAAUGAACAACUUUACCUGAUGAUGAGAAACGUCAAACCGAGCCAACGGGUGACAUGUAAAGCCCAGCAGCCCAUCAUCGCUCAUUCAGCAUCAUCAGCUGAGAGACAGACGGAGCUUAACGACAGUGAACCUGUGGAGCAGCACAUUACAUGUGAGGACACACGUGGCGACAAAGUAGAAGAUUUUAUUGACAAAGAAACUGAUUGGUCAUCAUCUCAAACUGCUGAUGAACUUCGAGAAGACUGGGAUGCCGUUCCAAAUGACAACCAGAAAUUGAACACAAGUCUGACUCUGGACUCAGACUUUUGCUCAACACAGAAAGAGGACUUUGAUUUUAAUGAACUUGAGCAACGGGAAAAGAUUGCUCAGAUAAAGGCCAAAUUAAAACAGAACAAGGCCGCACUCAACAGCCUGCAUACUCCAAAAUGAACACAAUCAGAGAAAAUGAGAA